AUGCCACUUGUAAAGAUCAAAAGGGCCAGCGACUUCACCUGGGGGAAAGAGCAACAUAAGGCAUUCGAUGAUUUGAAGCAGUAUCUUUCAUCACCUCCCGUGUUGGUCCCACCACAGUUAGACCAACCAUUCAUGGUGUAUCUGUCGGCCAAUGAGGUAUCCAUCGGCUCGGUGCUGAUCCAGGAAUUCCAAGGAAAAGAGAGGGUCAUGUUCUACCUCAGCAAACGCCUACUCAAUGUAGAAACAAGGUACAGCGAGAUGGAGCGCCUCUGCUUAUGUUUGUACUACACCUGCACCAAGCUGCGACAUUACCUGCUCAACGCGGAGACGUGUGUUGUCUGCAAAGCCGAUGUCAUCAAGCACAUGCGAUCGGCACCCAUCCUCAAGGGGCGGCUUGGCAAGUAG
Molecule: messenger RNA, 405 nt
Organism: Panicum virgatum (switchgrass)
Lineage: Eukaryota; Viridiplantae; Streptophyta; Magnoliopsida; Poales; Poaceae
Exons: 1
Coding region: 1-405 (134 amino acids)
Source: RefSeq, a predicted model, not a curated record